UCGCGAUCUACAGAGUCCGCCUUGUUCACUUGUUUCCGAUUCCGCUCGUUUCCUCCGGCGCCAUUUCUUCAGCUCAGGCACAGCUCGUUGAAGAUUGAGUGAGACGUUGAAGACAGUGACUUGGAAAAUGCUUGAUUGGUAGAAGACGAGAUGGCCACAUGCAAUAACAGGAUGGCAUUCCGUUGGUCUUCAUCCCAUCAUCCAUCGUCCAAAACUCAAAUGCCACGUCUUCUCCGCAAUCGCACAUUUCACAUCUCAUCACUGCAGUCAGCUCGUGUCUGUUUGUGGAGGAUCGAUUUCUAUCUAUCCAUCCAUCCAUCCAUCCAUCCAUCCAACAUGCCAUUCCAACUGCGCAUCGAGUGCUUGCGCUUUGGCUGCAGCACCAGUGCACUCGUCAAUGACUGGAGAAUGACAAACUUUCGGGAGUCUGGAACGAGCGGCGACAUGGAGGUUAUUGAUAGACAGGGGCAGUACCUCGUACUCCGGUGCCAAAGGAAAAAGCAAUGUUGAGGAAGCAGUGGCCUGAGUGGACAGAGCUCCGCGACCAUGCCCAGAUUUGAGGCUGUUCCACAAAGGGCCUCGCAAGCGUUUUGUUGAUCGUCGACGCUUGUCACUCCCCAAGCGCGCGUCCGCCACGAGAGGGGGGGAAAGACUGGUCGAAAUCGCCUCUACCUGCUGGGGUACCUCGGAGAUUCGCACGGCUGGGUAUCUAGGGAUAUCGAUCCCACGGGUGCUAUCUUUGGAGGUGGCUUUCCAUUCAUUCAGCCCAAAAUCCAGCUGCCUGGGCUUAGAGCUACAUACUACUGUAUGGAUCCACAGUGAGAGCUUCGGCGCAGCUUUGGUGUAUUAUCAUCAUAGUGUUUCAGAAUGCGCAAUCGAGUGAUCCUGCCCAACUUGAAUAUCCAAGUGGAAGUUGGUGUCAAUUUUCCAUGAUCGUUUUCCUUUCUCACAAUGAUCUCAUACCAGUCUUCUGCAAUUCUACGUUACUACUGGCUGUUAGGUACCUAAGCGGGCAGGCAUUUGCGUGACCAACACUGCCCCGCCACCACGUCACCACAUAAUACACGGUUUUGGAUAUCGACUGUUUGCCAAAGAGGCGGGACGAGGCUUAAACUCGCGUUCCCUUUGUUCAACUUGAACCCUUUCUACGGCCCAGCCGAACUACUCUCAUGCCAUCGCUUUCAUCGGUGACCAGCUGUAUUCUCCUCGACAGCCUGCUUACUCAUACGGAGAGCACCUUUGCCCAGUCAGUCGCAUAUUGGAAGCUCACGUAUAGGCCGAAUUCUGUUUCUUCGCAUGAUAUGGGACGUUGAUCCAACCUCACGCACUUACAGCGGCACGGGGCCGAAAUCUUGCUCCCGUGGUUUAGCCGUAUCCAGCUUGUGAAGCUCGACAACGACAAGGUCGAAAUGGCAGCUGUGUCGCCUCAACGUUCACAGGAUAGUCGGCGGGCCCGACUCCUGGAACUCGCUGUCGCCGUUGGUGUUACCGAGCUACCGCCUAUCUCGCCACUCCCUCCGACCCGACUACCUACCCCGAGCCCACAAGAUGAUUUGCAAGCGGAAGAACUCCUCAGACACCGACGACAAGCUGAGAACCCUGAAAGCUCACAAAGUACCCUAAAACGAGCCUUUUCGUCUACCAAGAAGCCAUGGGAAGCCAAAGAAAUCUUCGACGCCCUCGACAACCAUGUCGCCUCUGGGGGUUCGCCCGCUAUCGCAAAUGUUCUCAUUCGAAAACUGUUCGAGCUUGGGGGGGAUCCGAACAUCAAAGCUUUAAAAGGCAGCAGGUCAGACUCCAUUCUGUCUAGAAGAAGGAGCUUGAAGUCCCAAGAACGGAGUGAGAUAUUGCAGAAGGCGAUCCAGAACCGUCAAACGGACAUGGUUGCCGUCUUGGUCCAUUAUGCAGACCAUAUCGCGCUCGACAUGGCAUUGCCCGACGCAAUACGAUCCAAAGACCUCAUAAUACUGGGCCUGCUACUGCAACGCGGCGCAAAUCCUGCCCAGUCGCAGAAUGCCCAAAUCGAAUUUCGCCAGCUAUGUAUUGCGGGUGGUCAUCCGGAUCUUGUAGGACUUAUUCUUCAGUCACCGGGCGGCUUCUCGUCACAGCUACUCUCCUUAUGCCUCAUCGAUGCCUCACGAAAGGGAUGUCUUGAGACGGUCUGGAGACUGAGCAGGUCAGUCGCGGAUGCCGACUUUGACACGGCCGAAGCUCUCAGGACAGCGAUUGGGCAGAGCAGAGUUGACAUUGCACUCGCCAUCUUGACGGGGAAACAGCCACCUACACCCGGAGGGGCCGGUCUGAUGGAGAGCUUCAAACAGCUUCUCAGCCAAUCCAUUGGCCCCAAUGAGAAGCUGUUCUUGACAGAGGCGCUUUUGUGCGCCGGUGCCCCUGGCGAUAUGGCGGCCGUCGCCUUGCAGCAAGCGUGCCAGGCUGAAAAUGUCGACAUGAUUCAUCUUUUGGUCCAAAACGGAGCUUCAGUUGAGUACCAAGAUGCCAAGGUAUUAUGUGAUAUCAUUACGAAAGGAAACUACAACCUUCUUCAGCUACUAUUAAAUGAUCGAACGCGUCUGAGUCCCAGCCUCGCAUCUCGGUGUGUUGGAGUGAUUCCGACGACAGUCAGCCCGGAAAACCGAUAUGCCUUUCUCAACAUCCUGCUUCGGAAAGGUGCCGGGGGCACUGCGUUGGGCGACGCGCUCAUUGCUGCGGUGAGGGCUGGAGAUGAUCAGUCGGUAAAUUUGCUGCUUACACCGUAUUUUCCCGAAAACCCUGUUCCAGAAGGGAAGCUCCGAAAAGGCUCGCCACAGAUGAAGCACGCCCGACAUGAAAUGGCCUCGGUGGACCACUUGAAUGGAAUGGCUCUAAACAACGCAGUCAUGAUCGAGAACAUAGACAUGGUGAAGAAGCUUCUGACAGGAAAGCCGUCCCCGUCAACGCUGGAGCAAGUGUUUCCGCAGGUCAAGAAAUUGGCUCCUAAUGAACGUUACCUCAUUACCGAGGCUUUUCUGGCUGCUGGGCUUUCUGGGCCCUGUCUAUCCGCUGCGUUGACAGGGGCAAUCGAAGAACAACACCCCAGACGAGACGAUAGGUUCAUUUCCCUUCUUUUGCGAUACACUGAAGGCACAUACUCCGACAAUAAAUAUGGAGUCUUGGCUUCCAUUGCUGUUGGGGAUGUACCACUCCUGCGCAAAAUGCUCAAGAGGCCACUCUCACCUCAAACGUCUGUUGCGGCUAUGGCUAAAGCCAUGUUGAUUAAACAUCAAGAAGUCCGGUAUACGAUCGUGGAGUUAUUGCUUCAGGCAGGCGCUGGUCGAGAAGGGAACGAAGUAUCCGCGGCACUGUCACAAUUACUAGCUACCCAACCUCUGGAUGUACAACUAUUCUCUCUCCUGCUGAAACAUGGUAAUGUGGAUGCCAACUUCAAAGACGGCGAGCCUGUCACUCUCGCUGUUCGCGAUCCCGAUCCUGCCAUCCUCGAGCUCGUUAUCCAGUACGGAAAGCCGACACCCGAAACAGUGAAUCGCGGCCUCAACGAUCUCUCCAAAGUGCCAACGACAGCUGCAAAAGCUGCCAAAAUGUCUCUUCUUCUCUCAUGCCAAAUCCCACAAAAGGAUCACCUAGAUGUUCUCUUAUAUAACGAGGUUCAGGCUAUUCUUCAGAUGUCAUUGGAAAGUCGCAACUAUGAUGUCGUUGGAAUUCUCCUCUCAGCCGGUGCAGACAUCAAUUCCCACAACGCCGCCGCAUUCUGUUGCGCCGUAAAGGCAUGUAGCACACAGUUGACGGACCUAAUGCUGAGUGUUAAGCCAGCACCCGACACCCUAGCUGCGGCACUUCGACAUUCGGUGAACAUACCGGAUUCCAGUAACCGUCAAGAUUUCACCCGGAAGCUUGUCGAAGCCGGCAUUCCGAGUAUAGAAGUUAAUAGGGCGCUGAGCUACGCUCUACAUGCCCAUUUGUCUGACUACCAACUGAUCGAACUUCUAUCAACCUACGCCGACUCAACAGAUGGCAAAGCCCUCGGUCUCGCGGUGGAGAAGCAGGAUGUUCAAGCAGUGGAAUUGAUUUUGGCAAAGUCUUCACGAAAAUACCCUGCAGCGGUGCUCAAUACCACCUUUGCACAAGCCGUCAAGCUCAAGAAUCCUAAGAUUUGCGCAUCACUGCUUAAGAGGGGGGUGUCCGGUUCUGAAGUCUCCGACGCACUCGUCACCGCGGCGUCCGAUGGAAACCUGAUACUUGUCAAUCUAUUGAUGGGCCACGGAGCCAGCCUCGAGCACCAGGAAGGUCAAGCGAUAGUAGAAGCUUGCAAGAGCGCUGCCAUCUCCGUCUUGAGCGCACUGUUGCACCCCACGGCUCAGGUCAAGAAGCCGAUUUUAGUAAAGGGGUUUGAAGCAGCGAGUGUUAGUGUCACGGAUGUCAAGGAUCGUACGGAGAUCUUCCGACUCCUGCUGGAAAGAGGAGUCAACGGCGAGGUCGUGGACAAACAGCUUAUUGCCGCGGGAAUUCUUGGCGAUGACGGCGAGGCUCUGGUGCGCUUGCUGCUUUCUUAUGGGGCGGAUCCGGAUUACAACUCUGGCGAAGCUAUUUGGAAGGCGACCAAGAGGACAGCGCUGAAAAGUCUAAAGUUGAUGUUGGGUGUGGAAGAAGCAGCAGGUGAUCGGCAAAAGAAACCGUCGCAACAGACCUUGCUUAAAGCAUUGAAAGCCAGCCGGAAAUCGAGCCAGGACGCAAGGUAUCAAGUCAUUGAGUGGCUGUUUGCUGCAGGGCUAGAGCCAUCGGAGGAUGUGCAUACCGCGCUGCAUAGGGCUGUAAAGGAGGAGAGCGAUGUUCGCUUGAUUCGGCUCCUGCUCUCGCAUGGUGCUUCGCCUUUGGUAAAUGGGUGCGAGACGUUGAUGGAUGCGACUCGGUCGUACCGGGUUGAUGUGCUGGAGGCUUUGCUGACGUUUGAUGUUCCCGGAAAGGAUGUCUCGUGGACUUUCGAACAUUCCUUUACUCCAGAGGCAGCUGAGGAUUGGAUGACUGAACAAGGUCUCCUGAUUGCAGAGAUGUUGCUGGAGAAGGGCGCAGAGGGUGGUGAGCCUUUGUUCCCGGCUUUGAAUGUUGCUGUUGACGCAUACGGGACUGAACAUGAAGCACUGGCUCGUCGGUUUUCAACACUUUUGCUACAACAUGGGGCGAGCGUCACUUGUCAGGAUGGGCUCGUGCUGCAGAAAGCAGCCAAGAAGGCGAAUUCGGAACUUAUACAGCUGAUUCUGCAGCAGAAUCCAGAUGCUCACUCGGUUUCCAUGGCGUUUCCCCACAUAUUUGACGCAGACCUCCAAGAAGAAGAGAUCCUGUCACUGGUCGAACUAUUCAUCUGCUACGACUUUGAGGGAGAAGGGCUAGACGUCAUGACACCGUCCUCCCCGCCGAUUCUACUUCGUGCGCUCAACAAAUAUCCUCGGUCAGAGAAACUGCUGGAAACGCUUCUGAAUGCAGGCUAUUAUCAUGACCAGCUCACGACCAUGAGAGUCAUGGAUAGCAGCGAAGAAGAACAGGUCAAUCUGCUUUUUUGGGCAUUGAGUCAGCCUCAAAAGCGCAUCAGCAGCAGUAUCAUCCAGCUUCUCAUUGACAAAGGGGCAAAAGUCAAUUUUGAGACACGAGUGUCCAAACAGACUCCGCUUAUGCUCGCCAUCCAAAACAGACGGCCAGAUCUGGUCAAGGCGCUCCUUCUCGCUGGUGCCGAUGUGGAUGUUGCUGAUGCUGAUAAUAACACUCCGAUGGCACUGGCUACUGCGAUUGGAGGCGAACUAGGCACAGCCAUGAUGGCGAGUCUCUUGGCUGCCGAGCCAUCUCUCAACGAUGGUUCCCUGCAUAACGCCGCUAGGAAGCUCAACCUCGAAGCAGUCAAAGUGCUGAUCGAGUUCGGCCACGAUCCCGACUUCCCUAGUAUCGUUCAUGGCGGCCGGUCCGCCCUAGGAGAACUAUGCCUCAACGCAGCCGAAACCGGCCCCCUAUCAUCAACCCAAGAAAAGGAUAUGGAAAAAGUCAUGGCCGAACUGAUCAAGCGAGGCAGUGAUCUCUCCAUCCAAGCCGACGGAAAAUCCGUGCUCCUCCUCGCCCUGCACUCCACCGACCCACUCCCCAUCACCCGCGCUCUCCUCAAAGCCGGUGUCUGGAAAACCAUCAACGCCCCCGACCACCAAUGGACCGACGGCGUGUACACCUACUCUCCCACCCAAUACCUCCUCCGAAUCCUCCCGCCCAACAGCACCGACCGUUCCGCCCUCCUCAACCUCCUUAGAUCCUACCGCUGCCGGGACGUCUACUACGCCAACGACGGGCCACAGCCCGAAGGCGCCGUCAACCUGCCCCGCGAGCUCCUUCGCGCCGAACGCGAACGUCGCGCCCGCGCCGAGCGUAUCGAAAAGGAGACAGAGGAACACCACAUUGCCAUUGCGCGCACAAAGGAGAUUGCGACCAUGCAAAACAAAAUCUUCCUCGCGCGCGCCGAGCUAGAAGAUAGUCGCAUCCGCCGGCAGCGGGACGAGGAGAUGGAAGCCGUGCGCAGCCGGCAGACGGUCGAAGAAGAAGCCUUCGCGGCCGAACUGCACCGUCGUAAAGCUGAACGCGAAGCGGGCAUGAAGCAUGAGCGCCAGCUUCUCGAAGCCGGAUUAUCGAGGGCUAGGCUGGUGAGCGAGGCGGAGCUGGAGAUGGAAGAGAGGAAGCGGGAACAGACGGCGCAGUGGGAGCAGCAGAGGCUGCAAGCGGCGAAGCAGCUGAGUGAUGUGAGGGUGCACGAACGCAGGGAGAUGGAGAGGAUCGAGGCGAUGAGUGAUGCGCGGAUGGUGAAGAGGUUGGGGGAGCAUAAGAAGUUGGUGGAGACGCAGGAGAGGUUGGCGAGGAGCUUGAAUGGGGCGGGUCAGCCAGGAGGGGGCAGGAGGCAGAUGGGGUAUAUUACUGGAGAGUUGGAUUGAUGGUGAUGGUGAUGGUGAUGGUGAUGG
Neurospora crassa OR74A is the source of this 6980-nucleotide messenger RNA. RefSeq lists its product as hypothetical. Gene Ontology annotation, molecular function: protein binding. Bases 1410 to 6953 code for a protein of 1847 amino acids. The record is from RefSeq and is a predicted model, not a curated record. The transcript has 2 exons. NCBI's taxonomy places the organism in Eukaryota, Fungi, Ascomycota, Sordariomycetes, Sordariales, Sordariaceae.